AUGUCUUCAUCUCGUUCCGCUUCGAAUUCUUCACGUCCCUCGCUGUCCUCAACACGGAGCACUCCACCAACCGACGACGGCGGUUCCAAGAUGACCAGCCCUAAGAAGGCUCAGUUCCUAGACAUGUCGCUGGAAGAAUCAAUUGAUAACUUGGACGACAUUUCUACAUUUCCACCAGAGGUCGCUUUACCCUCAGAGACUUCCCACGACACUCUCUUAGAAACCACCAGCAAAGAUGCCACCGAGAUCGACGCGAUAUUCGAACAGAGUGAUUCCGAAUCAGAAUCGCCUCUUCGGCCCCCCUCCAUUCCAGAUUAUCAUUUUAGUGGUCCUAGGAACUACUCUCGCCUAACAGAACGGGACUCUGAUGAUGAGAGGUCUGGCACUCCGCCACCAAACCCCUUUGGGCCUUCCAUUCGUUCUGCAACACUUAAGACCGCUGGCCGGGUGGCCGGUGACAACGGCAUUAUUCUACCAUCUACUGUUUCGGAAUCGCCUAGUCCCUAUGUAUCGAGGAGUCGGCUAUCAUCCUCCCGUGGUGGUACCGUGAACUCUGUUUUUCAGGAUGUCCCAAUUUUCUCGCCGUUUUCUUCCCAAAAGAAAAAGAAGAACGGUAAGAACGGGUUUCCUAGAGGAAAUCCGUCUCCGAGCCGCAAAGGAGGCCGUAUAUUGGAUGUCCCGGUCGCUCCAUCACCCGACCCUUCUCCUUUGGUAUUACUACAUGUUACUCUUCUCCCGUUGCCUGCACAAGGUCCUGCAUCGUCAGUUCUUGCCAAUCACUUGCGCAAAAUGAUUUCCCCGACAGUUGUUGCCCGGGGCCUUCUGCUGCCUCAUCCUAACGAUGACUAUGAAGGCUUAAUUGAAAUGAUUGCAGAGAAUCUUGGUCUUGAUCAAGAAACUCCUCCACCUUUCAAGAAGACAGCGACAUACUCAUUUGAUGACUGCGCAUCGCAUUCGGAAGGUUCAUAUGUCGGAUCAUCGGACGAGGAAGGCGAAGGAUACUGUCCUACAUGUACCCGAAGGCGUCUCAAACCCGAAUUCUGUCGCCAUGAAAGGCCACGUAAGCACCGAAGACCUUACACACAUACUGAGAAAUGGUAUACAAUCAAUAUAUUUGCUUCGAAUGGCUUGAUGAGAUCCGGCGCAUGGAGUCGCAGCUGGGAAGAGAUGGAAAGAAUAGAUGUUGAAGUCACUGUUACGCCUGGAUACGAGGAUAUUGACCCACCUAAGACCCUUAGACCCUCAUCUCAGCGGAGUGACGGGAAAAGAAGUCUUCAAGGCGGCUUCCAGUUCAAGAGGCGGGUUCAACCAUUACCUGGUGUUGAAACAACGACAGACGAGGAGAUGCCGCAACCUAGGAGACUUUCUGCUGGUCGGAGGAAGCCCUCUGGCGCCCGCGUCCCGAGCGGUUCUAUGAGGAGUCGGAAUUCUAGUAAUUAUAUCAAGCAAGAGCCGCUCAGUGAGCUGGAUAUAAUGCUACCGGAUGUUGAGAAGGCGAAAGAAAUAUACGAAGAUGGUGUUGAUCUAGAUGUUCCGAUUUUUGAACCACCAACAGAGGAGGAUGGCGAAUUCGUUCCUAUCUGGGAAGACAAAGACGAUAAGGAAGAGAAGCCAACUGAACGGUUCAAGAGCGAAGACUCCUGGACGACGGACGAUGAGGGUUCGCGACAACAGGACAACGAUGAAAAUGCCAAGCGACCGUCCCAAGGAGCAGCAUUAGCUACGGAGAAAGAAGAAGACCGAAGACUCAGCGCUUUCACAAUGGAUACUGCGAUUCACCACUCUAUCAUUGGUUCUUCUCGUGAAACAAGCGUGGAAAGCGAAGCGAUCGGUUCUGAGUCUGAAGAUAUUCCUACUGUAUCGCCGUCGCCUUCUCCGGAACAGAGAAAGAUUUCAAACCCUCAUAGGUUACAUCCCUCAUCCCGCCGAGCCAGCCGCGAGAUCACUCCUGCAGAACUUAGGAGUUAUGCUGCUAGUGAAAAGACGGCCUCUCGCCCCACUUCUAGUAGAAACCCAGGGAACAUGGCCAUAGUCGGUCUUGCUAUUUCUGAUGACGGUACAGCGCUGGAGGAUCUGGAAGAGGACAAGGAAAAUCGCCAUGAGAGCAUUGACAAUAAGGAAAACAUCCCGGUGGAUAUCUCAGAUGAAGAACCCGAAGUGAAACCAACUCCUCUGCGAAAUAGACGGGCAGUGACUCCUAAGACGGCUGGACCGUCGCCGAUGCCGUCUAGAUUUUCUUCCCCUGAUAUUUCACCAGAUAUCUCUCCAAUGGUGUCUCGGGCUGGCAGUCCGCAACCACAACCGACGAAGGGGCCCACGUCUAGAGAGAGAAGGAGAAGAAGUAUCAGGCGAAGCUUUGACAAAUCGUUUGGUACGAGUUCAUCUCCUGGAAGCCGAGCUCAAUCACGUAAGAACUCGGGCGAGUCGGGGACAGCCCCAUUCACACCUGGUGAAAGUUCUCCCCGGGGAAGGUCGGUGUCCAGGAGUCCUAAACAGUCAAAAUCUUCAUCACCUUCUCCGCUGGAGAAGGAGGAUCCUCUCCCGGAAGGUCUCAUCGAUAGACUUCGCGACAUGCUGAAACCUACAAUCAAAACCCUUUCGGCGAUCCCGCUACCCACAUUGUUACUAAUUGCCAUUCCCUUUGCCGGACUGAUUGCAUUUAGUGUCAACAGCUAUUUUGCGCAAAGGAACCUCGACUAUAUGGUUCGAAACUUCAUGGAAACGCAAGUCGCGCGAGAAAUGCAAAUACUCCAGCAACAACAGCAAGCCGCUCCUGAUAUGAACCAAGUGCCUCUGGAAGUUCAAUAUGCCCCUGCGCCACCUUCAAUCCUUGGUGAUGUCAUCGCAGAGGUGGAAAAGAUGCUUCCGGGCUCUGGGAUAGGGCUAUUGGCAGGAGAGAAAGCUAAUCUUGAAUGGCAGGAGGCUCAGAAGAGAGGCCUCGAACGUGAGAGCGUUGUUUAUGGUAUCCAGGUUGGUGGGAAGUGUGUUAUGCCAGAGGAUGUUCCAGCAGCGAUAAGAAGGGCUGCAUCGGAACGUGAGGACGGCCCUUCCAAUCAAGGAUCCAUCAUUGAAGAUCUAGACCUUAUCGAUGAAGACGAGGCGGCCUUUGGAUUUGGUCCUGUCAAACUUCAACCUGGAUCUGAAAUCAAGUCUGGACAAGAGCAACUAAACGCUGACGAGGAUGCAAGAGGUCGCGGCGAGCAGAAAUCCGAAGAUGAGGACUCUGCCGGCUAUGAAAGGUCCGGUUCCCGCUCCCCUCCUCUUGCACCGUACCGGAGGGACCGUUCUCGCGAGAGGAAGAAUUUCCCUGAAGAACCCACUCAUCAUUACCACUCACCGAAUCUACCCGUUUAUGAUGACUUCGAUCGUCUUUCCGAGGCCGGGGAUAUCGAUGUUGGAAAAGCGGAUGUUAGAGAUGCAGGCCCAGAUUGGCGCGACAGUGAUAUCCCUGAACUGGAACUCCCACCUCCGAUCCGAGAAGUUCCUGCUAGCCCCAGUAAGGUUCAGAUACCUAUUAUGGAACCAUCGCAGGAGACUGUGGAGCCAAGUGAAGCAUACCAAGACAUUGAAGAGCCAACUAAUACACCAGCCAGUGAGUUGGAUGGAGAAGUUUCACCAGAAGUUGCUAGACUUAUCCCGGAAGAAGAUGAGCGGUUGCCUGAGCCAAUUGUACGGACAGGAUACACGCCUCAGCAACGGCCAUCUGAUUAUAACUCUCGCCCAUCUUCACGUAACGGGGAAGUUGACGAGUCCGAUAAUACCUCUCAGCCUGAAACUGAUGAUGUAGAUGCUGAAUCUCAAGAUGCAUCCCGACCCCCUACAAGGAAUGGAAGAGCUAGUUCUCGGCCUCCGUCUUCUAGAUCCGCUUCGAAGUCUAGGGCCUCUUCCCGAAGUUCUAGAUCCAGAUCACGGCCACGAAGCUCUGGAGGAUCCAAGAAUUCCGACUCCUCAAGUGGCACUAUGGAGACCGUCGAAGAGGGCGAAAACGUAGUGGAGCAGGUCCCGGAGGAAAUUGCAGCAGGCACCCAUGAUGCUCCGGAUUCGCAAAACGAUGAGAAUAUCUCCACAAAUUUGCCAGAAUCUCCGGAAGACGUCGUUCCAGAGGUUAAAGGCGAUGGGUCGUUUUUGGAGAGGUUAGGUUUAAAGUUCGGACCACAAAGAAUCUUUGGGCCAAUGCCUAAGGACUUCGAAGCCCCAGUCGUAACACCAACCGAGGAAGUCCUAAGUUCAACAUCUACUCCAGCUUUAGAACCGACAAUAAUUGAACAGGAAACGGAAGAUGUGCUAUCAGUUGGCUCAGCAUCGCCUGCCCUCACGUCUUCGGAGCCACCCUCAGAAUAUGAACACUACGAAGACGCCGAAGAGGAUUACGACUAUGAUGAUCAAUACCAGUAUCAAUACGACCCCGAUCAAUAUGAUGACUACGCGUAUGAUAGUCAAGAUGACUAUAACAUCCCCGAGGCCCUGAUCGACGAAGAUUAUGCCUUUGAAGAUGAGGAUGGCGAUGGGUCAGCCUACGAUGAGGUCGAGGAGUUCGACUAUGAGAAAUUCAAGGCCAGUCAGUAA
Molecule: messenger RNA, 4566 nt
Organism: Orbilia oligospora ATCC 24927
Lineage: Eukaryota; Fungi; Ascomycota; Orbiliomycetes; Orbiliales; Orbiliaceae
Exons: 1
Coding region: 1-4566 (1521 amino acids)
Source: RefSeq, a predicted model, not a curated record